Camelina sativa (false flax) is the source of this 708-nucleotide messenger RNA. The record is from RefSeq and is a predicted model, not a curated record. NCBI's taxonomy places the organism in Eukaryota, Viridiplantae, Streptophyta, Magnoliopsida, Brassicales, Brassicaceae.
AUGACUACCGUGAUGAGCUGCGAUGUCGAUGUGACGGCGAAAAUAGAUUCAGAAAAGUUUAACUUUUCGCCGAUGGAAAAGGAAAACUUGGACGAGGAAGACACUGAAAGCGAAAGCGAAACUGAAAGCGAAGAAACCGAGAGCGAAGGCGAUGGAAGCGUGACGGUCGGGAAAUACAGAGGGUUAGAAGACGUGGAAGAACCGGAACCGGAGUGGGAUGUGGACAGCUUUGAUGGUCGGGAAUACGAAUCAGAUCCAGAGAUUCGUGACAGCUUUGCUAACGAGAAUGAUUACAUGGAAUACCGCGAAGAAACGAUCCAGGCUUUGGAGGAUAGGGUACCCAAAGAUCCCUUCAAUUUCAUUGGCGCUAUUCAGAACCUGGAUGGACCAGCUUAUGAAAACAUGACUAAUAGGGAGUAUUUGGCGGGUCUUGUUUCCAUGUCCGUUAAGAAACUCAACGAGGUUAAGGGAAAAACUGUGGAAUUCGUAAGGAUUGUGAGAGCCACUACAAACGCUGGAGGAGCUAGUUGGAAGCUGUAUAUAACGUUUAUGGCUCGGGAGUAUCCGAAUGGGCCUCUCCUGGAGUAUCAGGCUAAGGCCAUGGAUUUCGUUGGAGAUUCUCGACCUCCUUUUCCCAUUCUCUGCAGACCAUCCCCUAAACCCCUAAACCACUGCUUGGCUAGUGAAGACAAGGAUACGCUGGAGUGA